AUGAUACAUGUAAACUUCAGUGCACCUGAUCUUCCCUGUGCAUAUAAAAGAAAUUUUGAAUCCUCAUCAAAGGAAGGACUUCUUAGAUGCACAGAUGAAAAUGUGGAACAGUCACCAUGGCAACAGCUGGAAUGGACAACCAGACAAAGGAGUUCAUGGACCAUGGAGCCCCCUAACAAGUCUUUCAAGCAACAUUUGACAAUGGCAGACAUAUUUCAGAAGAUAUUUUUAACAAAUUUACAAUUGCAGAGAAACUUGGAGAAUUUUCCAUUAUGGGAGGUGUGUAAAAAUAACCACCACAUCUACCAGUAUUACUGUAGCACUUACCAAUCAACGCCUUAUAAACGUAAUGCCAGCGCUCCACCAUCUAGUCCGUACGUUGACGAUAACCACAUGGUCACAAUCAAACAACGUAGUUCUAGCAGUCAAGAUAGUAGACGACUGGGUAGCAGCAAAACUGAAUGGCAGGAGCCACUACCUGCUGUACCAAUAUCAUAUCAGUUUAAACAUUUCAGGCAUGCUACUCAGUAUGCAGACCAGUAUAGGGAAUUAUACACCUAUGCUAGGUUUAGAGAGAGAAAAAGUAGACAUGGCUGCUCUUCUGCUGGUGCUAAUCUGCCCAAAGCUCAAAUAUUUUGUUUAGAUACUUUUCAGGGAGUUAGAUCGAUAACAUUGACUGGCAAACCAGCAUUACAUAGGAAACACUCACAUGAGAAUAGUAUGAAGAUUGAUUACGAGAGCAGAUGGAGGAGAUACAAAGAAACAGUUGAAUCUUGCUCAGUACCAGAAAUAAGAUUUAUUAAAAUACCAUUAUUAAAAAGAUCAAUGCCUUCAACACCAAGUCACACAAAUGGGAGAUUCACUUACAGAAUGAUAGCAAAAGAUAACGACAGUAUAGCUUGUACAUUGGAUAUCUCCACAGCUACAAACACUGUGGUAAGCCCUGUUGCUGGUAAAACUAGAACAAUAACGCUACUAGGUCAUUAA
Molecule: messenger RNA, 987 nt
Organism: Saccoglossus kowalevskii
Lineage: Eukaryota; Metazoa; Hemichordata; Enteropneusta; Harrimaniidae
Source: RefSeq, a predicted model, not a curated record